CCCCUCCGGCCUAGCACGCGCACGCCUCCCAUUCCGACGCGCCUGCGCAGGAUAGGCUUCCUUCAGAGGCUAUGAGGGUGCUGGUGCGGCGUUGCUGGGGUUCUCGGCCGGCUGGUGGCGGUCCGGACGCAAGGCAGAUCCCCCAGUGGCGAGCGCUGGCCGGGCUUGGUGCGUCCCCUGGCGGGGAAGACGGCCGGGGCGUCCGAGUCCGCGAGAAGCCGCCCUGGCGGGUGCUCUUCUUCGGUACGGACCAGUUUGCCCGAGAGGCGUUGCGGGCGCUGCACGCCGCCAGGGAAAACAAAGAGGAAGAGUUAAUUGAAAAAUUGGAGGUGGUCACAGUGCCCUCCCCAUCACCAAAAGGACUGCCAGUGAAGCAAUAUGCUGUCCAAUCUCAGCUUCCCGUGUAUGAGUGGCCAGAUGUGGGAUCUGGAGAAUAUGACGUUGGAGUGGUAGCUUCAUUUGGCCGACUUUUGAGUGAGGCUCUUAUUCUUAAAUUUCCCUAUGGCAUAUUGAAUGUCCAUCCCAGUUGCCUCCCGAGGUGGCGUGGUCCAGCGCCUAUAAUCCAUACCGUGCUUCAUGGAGACACAGUUACUGGAGUGACAAUUAUGCAAAUUAGACCUAAAAGGUUUGACGUAGGCCCAAUUCUCAAACAGGAAACGGUUCCUGUGCCACCUAAGAGCACCGCAAAGGAACUGGAGGCAGUGCUGUCAAGACUGGGUGCCAACAUGCUUAUUUCAGUUUUGAAAAAUUUGCCUGAGAGUUUGAGCAAUGGAAGGCAGCAGCCAACUGAGGGAGUGACACAUGCCCCUAAGAUUUCUGCUGGUACCAGCUGUAUAAAAUGGGAGGAGCAAACUUCAGAGCAAAUAUUCAGACUUUAUCGUGCCAUUGGAAAUAUAAUUCCGUUGCAGACACUCUGGAUGGAUAAUGCCAUUAAACUUCUGGAACUGGUAGAAGUUAAUAGUUCAAUCCUCACUGAUCCAAAAUUAACAGGACAACCAGUUAUUCCAGGAUCAGUAAUAUAUCACAAACAGUCACAAAUACUGCUGGUUUGUUGCAAGGACGGUUGGAUUGGUGUUCGAUCAGUGAUGUUCAAGAAAAUGCUAACAGCUACUGAUUUCUACAAUGGAUACCUGCACCCCUGGUACCAGAAAGAUUCCCGAGCUCGACCAAGCCAGUGCAGAUUUCAGACUCUCACACUGCCAACAAAGAAGAAGCAGGAAAACAAAAUUGUUGCUAUGCAACAGUACAUUAAGUAGUUAGGAAGUAGAUGGACAAGAAUCUACUACAUAUUUGUAAUUUAUUAAAAGCCUUCUUUACAGGGAAUUACCUUGACUUUCAAAGAAGAUGACACUGUUGGAGGGAAAGAUUAUUGUCAAAAGAUGAAUUACCUCACUUCCCAUUUUUUGUUUAACAGUAAUUAAAGACUACUUUUCUAUUUGAAUAACCAAAAAAAGCUUUAAAUAAAAUUUAAUUAAAAUAAAAUUUUUAUUUAUAAUGUGAA
Molecule: messenger RNA, 1501 nt
Organism: Acinonyx jubatus (cheetah)
Lineage: Eukaryota; Metazoa; Chordata; Mammalia; Carnivora; Felidae
Gene: MTFMT
Product: mitochondrial methionyl-tRNA formyltransferase
Exons: 9
Coding region: 72-1256 (394 amino acids)
Biological process (GO): conversion of methionyl-tRNA to N-formyl-methionyl-tRNA; biosynthetic process
Cellular component (GO): mitochondrion
Molecular function (GO): methionyl-tRNA formyltransferase activity
Source: RefSeq, a predicted model, not a curated record